Molecule: messenger RNA, 2240 nt
Organism: Myotis daubentonii (Daubenton's bat)
Lineage: Eukaryota; Metazoa; Chordata; Mammalia; Chiroptera; Vespertilionidae
Gene: KRT5
Product: keratin 5
Biological process (GO): keratinization; intermediate filament organization
Cellular component (GO): keratin filament
Molecular function (GO): structural constituent of skin epidermis
Source: RefSeq, a predicted model, not a curated record
CAAGUCCGGGUAACAGAGCCACCUCUGCAUCCUGCUGAGCUCUAUUCUCUCCAGCACAUCCCAACCUCUAGUGCUCUAUCCUCUUGCUCCUCCAGGAACAAGCCAUCAUGUCUCGCCAGUCAAGUGUGUCCUUACGGAGUGGGGGAGGCCGCAGCUUCAGUGCCGCCUCUGCCAUCACCCCGUCUGUCUCUCGCACCAGUUUCUCCUCUGUGUCUCGAUCCGGGGGUGGUGGUGGCGGUGGCUUUGGCAGGGUCAGCAUCCGGAGUGCUGGUGGAGCAGGAGGCUAUGGCAGCCGGAGCCUGUACAAUCUGGGGGGCUCCAAGAGGAUCCCCAUGAGCAUUGGUAGCUAUAGAACCCUACCUUACAUUAGUGGACGUGGCUAUGGCUUGGGAAGUGGAGCCGGGAGCGGAUUUGGUUUUGGCGGUGGUGCUGGUAGUGGCUUUGGGUUCGGUGGAGGUGGUGGCUAUCCGAUCAUAGGAGGCAUAGGCUUUGGAAGUGGUGCUGGUGGCCCUGGCUUCCCCGUCUGUCCCCCUGGAGGCAUCCAAGAGGUCACUAUCAACCAGAGUCUCCUGACUCCCCUUAACCUACAAAUCGACCCCACUAUUCAGCGAGUGCGGACUGAGGAGCGGGAGCAGAUCAAGACCCUUAACAACAAGUUCGCCUCCUUCAUCGACAAGGUGCGCUUCCUGGAGCAGCAGAACAAGGUCCUGGACACCAAGUGGACCCUGCUGCAGGAGCAGGGCACCAAGACCGUGAGGCAGAACCUGGAGCCUUUGUUUGAGCAGUACAUCAACAACCUCAGGAGACAGCUGGAUGGUGUCCUGGGGGAGAGGGGCCGCCUGGACUCGGAGCUGAGGAACAUGCAGGACUUGGUGGAGGACUUCAAGAACAAGUAUGAAGAUGAAAUCAACAAGCGCACCACUGCUGAGAAUGAGUUUGUGAUGCUGAAAAAGGAUGUGGACGCCGCCUACAUGAGCAAGGUGGAGCUGGAGGCCAAGGUCGAUGCACUGAUGGAUGAGAUCAACUUCUUGAAGAUGUUCUUUGAGGCGGAGCUGUCCCAGAUGCACACGCACAUCUCAGACACAUCUGUGGUGCUGUCCAUGGACAACAACCGCUCCCUGGACCUGGACAGCAUCAUCGCCGAGGUCAAAGCCCAAUAUGAGGACAUCGCUAACCGAAGCCGGACAGAAGCCGAGUCCUGGUACCAGACCAAGUACGAGGAGCUGCAACGGACAGCUGGUCAGCACGGAGAUGAUCUCCGCAGCACCAAGCAUGAGAUCUCCGAGAUGAACCGCAUGAUCCAGAGGCUGAGAGCGGAGAUCGAUAACGUUAAGAAGCAGUGCGCCAACCUGCAGAAUGCCAUCGCUGAAGCUGAGCAGCGUGGGGAGAUGGCCCUCAAGGACGCCAGGAACAAGCUGGCUGAACUGGAGGACGCCCUGCAGAAAGCCAAGCAGGACAUGGCCCGGCUGCUGCGAGACUACCAGGAGCUCAUGAACACCAAGCUGGCCCUGGACGUGGAGAUUGCCACCUACAGGAAGCUGCUGGAGGGCGAGGAGUGCAGACUGAGUGGCGAAGGAGUUGGACCAGUCAACAUCUCUGUCGUCACCAGCAAUGUCUCCUCUGCCUACGGAGGUGGCUCUGGAGGUGGCUAUGGAGGUGGCGCUGGCUUGGGCAGCGGCCUUGGUCUUGGCGGCGGCCUCAUUGGAGGUUAUGGCGGCAGCUUUGGUGGAGGUUCUAGUGGAUUAUUUGGGGGAGGUGGUGGAAGUAACUACACUCUGACCCCUGGCAUGGGGCAUGGCUUUGGCAGCAGCGGCAGUGGAGGAGGCAGUGUCAGUGGAGGAGGCAGCACCUCCAGCGUUAAAUUUGUCUCCACCACCUCCUCUUCCCGGAAGAGCUUCAAGAGUUAAGAGCCUGCUUAUUGCAAGUCACUGCCACCCAGGGCAGCAACCGGCCCCUGGCAACUGCCCCUUCUAGGUGGUUGCUAAGCUAAGAUUUCUCUUUUGCUGACGUGUAGUUCAGAACAAGCCUAUGGCAGGACCACAGUCUUUGGUUCCCGAAAUGGCCCAAUCUCCUAGAUCCUAUAUUCUUCAAAUCAGCCUUUUGUGGUCCUUGAUGAGAGAAAAAUCCAAAGUUUUCCAGUAUCUAAAUCAUCAAAACAGAGACCCCACCCCAAUCCAAAAUUUAGUUCUGGUUCUGACUGCCUUCAGAGUGUGUUCAAUAAAAUGCUUUUAUAAUAUAAA